Messenger RNA from Schizosaccharomyces cryophilus OY26, 664 nucleotides. RefSeq names its product hsp16-like protein. The transcript has a single exon. The record is from RefSeq and is a predicted model, not a curated record. Lineage: Eukaryota; Fungi; Ascomycota; Schizosaccharomycetes; Schizosaccharomycetales; Schizosaccharomycetaceae. Gene Ontology annotation, biological process: protein folding; response to heat; response to hydrogen peroxide. The coding region runs from base 1 to 432 and encodes 143 amino acids.
AUGUCUCUUCAACCUUUUUUCGAUUUAUAUCCAUUUCAAGACGGUCUUUCCGACUUUUUGAGUUAUUCCCCUCGCGUUCAACGCCAGGAUCGUGCUGUUGAUUUAUCACCUGCCAUUGAUGUCCAUGAAGGCAAAGACACAGUUGCUGUUGAUGUAGAACUUCCUGGUGUCAAAAAGGAAGACGUUCAAGUUCAUUACGACGAAGGAAAACUUACCGUUUCUGGUAAAUCCGUGAAUGAGCGCAAGAGCGAGGGAGAUCGUGGAAACCACAGAUGGUCUGAACGUCGCUUUGGAUCCUUCUCUCGAACUAUCUCCAUCCCCAGCAGGAUCGAUUCCGACCGUAUUGAAGCCCAAUUUUCCAAUGGCAUUUUGAGUAUUGUUUUGCCAAAGAUUGAGCAGUCCCGAUCCAAGAAACAAAUCGCCAUCAAUUAAGCUGAAGGGCUAGUGGUAUAGAGUUUAUGAUGAUAUGAUUGUAUUCUAAUGAGAAUUUAUAAUGGCAUAAUGGCUUUUUAAUAUAGCAUAGUGGUUUAAUGAGAGUUUAUCAAAUUUUAAUAAAGUUCUCAUUUCAUUGUUUUUAAAAUGUAUAUAUUUAUAUAUAUUAAAAUACACUGUCAUAAGAACAUAUUGUCAUAUAAUAGUAAAUGCCAAAAGAUUAAAGGAAGAG